AGAAGCGGCCUUUCCCUCGCGCGACAACACACGAUGAAAACGGGCGGCGGCGAGGCUGCUAAAGCUCACUACGCUCUACGACCGUUAGCUUAUCCCACAGCAGCCAAGUGAAGACACCGAGUGCGCACCGGGGAACCUCCGCCUGUUCACCUCCUGGGUCGCCCCGAGUGAACCCGCCAAGUGGGUGGCACCUAUCGGAAGAACGGCAAUUGUUCGUGAGCGCUGCGCGGCAAGUGAAGACUCCAGCUAGCUAGAGAGCUAGCAAGCCAGCUGCCGGUGGACGGAAUGGAGCUCAUCACAAUCCUCGAGAAAACCAUCUCUCCAGAUCGGAAUGAACUGGAGGCGGCACAGAAGUUUCUGGAGCAGGCGGCCAUAGAGAACCUGCCGACCUUCCUGGUGGAGUUGUCGAAAGUGUUGGCCAAUCCUGGAAAUACACAGGUGGCCCGAGUGGCGGCGGGCCUUCAGGUGAAGAACUCUCUGACUUCCAAAGACCCUGAUGUCAAGGCUCGCUACCAGCAAAGAUGGCUCGCCGUGGAUGCUGCCGCUCGCUGCCAGAUCAAAAACUACGUUCUGCAGACUUUGGGCACGGAAACAUACCGGCCCAGCUCGGCAUCGCAGUGCGUCGCCGGGAUCGCCUGUGCGGAGAUUCCAGUCAACCAGUGGCCUGAGCUCAUCCCGCAACUGAUGGCCAACGUCACCAACCCGUCCAGCACGGAACACAUGAAGGAGUCCACUCUGGAGGCCAUCGGAUACAUCUGUCAGGACAUUGAUCCCGAGCAGCUGCAAGAAAGCGCCAACCAGAUCCUGACGGCCAUCAUCCAGGGCAUGAGGAAGGAGGAGCCAAGCAACAAUGUCAAACUGGCGGCCACCAACGCUCUCCUCAACUCUCUGGAGUUCACCAAAGCUAACUUUGACAAGGAGACGGAGAGACAUUUCAUCAUGCAGGUGGUAUGCGAGGCCACACAGUGUCCUGACACCAGAGUGCGGGUGGCAGCCCUUCAGAACCUGGUCAAGAUCAUGUCUUUGUACUACCAGUACAUGGAGACCUACAUGGGUCCGGCUCUGUUUGCGAUUACCAUUGAGGCAAUGAAGAGCGAAAUCGACGAUGUGGCCUUACAAGGCAUAGAGUUCUGGUCCAACGUGUGUGACGAGGAGAUGGACCUCGCCAUCGAGGCCUCGGAGGCGUCAGAGCAGGGGCGCCCCCCCGAGCACACCAGUAAAUUCUACGCCAAGGGAGCGCUGCAGUACCUGGUGCCCAUCCUUACCCAGACCCUCAUCAAGCAGGACGAGAACGAUGACGAUGACGACUGGAACCCGUGCAAGGCGGCAGGCGUGUGUCUGAUGCUGCUGUCCACUUGCUGUGAGGACGACGUGGUUCCGCACAUCUUGCCCUUCAUCAACGACAACAUCAAACACCUGGACUGGCGCUACCGCGACGCCUCCGUCAUGGCCUUUGGAUCCAUCCUGGAAGGACCGGAACCAAACCUACUGAAACCACUAGUCAUCGAGGCAAUGCCCACCCUGAUCGAGCUGAUGAAGGACCCGGGCGUGGUGGUGAGAGACACCACGGCGUGGACGGUGGGGAGGAUCUGCGAGCUGCUGCCAGAAGCUGCCAUCAACGAGGUCUACCUGGCUCCACUUUUGCAGUGUCUGAUUGAAGGCCUGGGGGCGGAGCCCAGGGUGGCCAGCAACGUGUGCUGGGCCUUCUCGUCUCUGGCCGAGGCAGCCUACGAGGCCACGGAGGCCGCCGAGGACCAGGAGGAGCCCGCCACCUACUGUCUGUCGUCCUCUUUUGAACGCAUCGUUCAGAAACUACUGGAGACCACUGACAGACCCGAUGGCCACCAGAACAACCUGCGCUCCGCCGCCUAUGAGGCGCUGAUGGAGAUUGUGAAGAACAGCGCCAAGGACUGUUACCCCGCAGUCCAGAAGACUACACUGGUCAUCAUGGAGCGACUGCAGCAGGUCUUACAAAUGGAGUCCCACAUCCAGAGCACCUCAGACAGAAUUCAGUUCAACGACCUGCAGUCCCUCCUGUGUGCCACUCUUCAGAACGUUCUCCGUAAGGUGCAGCACCAGGACGCCUUGCAGAUCUCUGACGUGGUGAUGGCAUCCUUGCUGAGGAUGUUCCAGAGCACGGCCGCUUCCGGUGGCGUGCAACAGGAAGCGCUCAUGGCGGUCUCCACCCUGGUGGAAGUUCUGGGAGCAGAAUUCCAGAAGUACAUGGAGGCCUUCAAGCCCUUCCUCACCAUCGGACUUAAGAACUAUGCUGAGUAUCAGGUGUGUCUGGCUGCCGUGGGCAUGGUGAGCGACCUGUGCAGGGCUCUGUCCACCAACAUCCUGCCCUACUGCGACGAGAUCAUGCAGCUCCUUCUGGAGAACCUCGGGAACGAGAACGUCCAUCGGUCGGUCAAGCCUCAGAUUCUUUCCGUGUUUGGAGACAUCGCCCUGGCCAUUGGGGGAGAGUUUAAGAAAUAUCUGGAAAUAGUUUUGGACACACUGCAGCAGGCAUCUCAGGCCCAGGUGGACAAGACGGACUACGACAUGGUGGACUACCUAAACGGACUGCGUGAAGGCUGUCUGGAGGCGUACACUGGCAUCAUUCAGGGCCUGAAGGGUGACCAGGAGAACGUACACCCUGACGUGAUGCUCGUGCAGCCUCGCGUAGAGUUCAUCCUGUCCUUCAUCCAUCACAUAGCCGAGGAUGACGAUCACUCUGAUGUGGUGGUGGCCAACGCUGCUGCGCUCAUCGGGGACCUGUGCACGGCCUUCGGCAAAGACGUCAUGAAGCUGGUGGAGGCUCGUCCACUCAUCAACGACCUGCUGACAGAAGGACGGCGCUCCAAAACCAGCCGGACCAAACUGUUGGCCACGUGGGCCACCAAGGAGCUCCGCAAGCUGAAGAGCCAGGCCUGAUGUGUCUGGCGGGACUCCAGAGUGAGACGUAUGCAUUGGACGUCUGGACGUUGAGGACAAAAUGGAUGACGUCGUAUGCCUGGCGACGCCUCAACUUGAUUGACGUGAGAUGAUGAUGAUGAGUGUAUGAGAGAUGAUGACAUCACCACCUUCAGCUCCACCAGGCCCCCCACCCCCAAAGCCUGUGGAGAACUGACUCCUCCCCUUUAGAAAACACCCCCUGUGCCGCGCCUCCUGUCUCGCCGUGGCCGAGCUCGCCAACAUCUGCUGCGCCUCCCUCCAGGUGGGGGAGGGGCACUAAUCACAAACACUUUUUGUUGCUCUUACUUUUCUUCUGAUCAAACGUGGCGGAGGAUUGACAGACGCCACCUGGCCCGCCCCUGUCCAUUGGCCCGUAAACGACUCCAGCACUCAGUAGUUUGACAAUAAAAGCACUUGAGGGGGGCAAGUGCCAAAUGGAAGUUGGGUCACUCAACAUUUUGAAGAUGUUUGUUAAAGGUUCUAUUUUUCCAUUGUUCUGAAGAAAAACACAAUAAAAAUAUGAAACAUUCCCCAAGCA
Molecule: messenger RNA, 3475 nt
Organism: Dunckerocampus dactyliophorus (ringed pipefish)
Lineage: Eukaryota; Metazoa; Chordata; Actinopteri; Syngnathiformes; Syngnathidae
Gene: kpnb1
Product: karyopherin (importin) beta 1
Exons: 22
Coding region: 286-2916 (876 amino acids)
Biological process (GO): protein import into nucleus
Cellular component (GO): cytoplasm; nucleus
Molecular function (GO): small GTPase binding; nuclear import signal receptor activity
Source: RefSeq, a predicted model, not a curated record